Sciurus carolinensis (gray squirrel) is the source of this 4493-nucleotide messenger RNA. It is a transcript of the gene Vps9d1, whose product is annotated as VPS9 domain containing 1. The transcript has 18 exons. Gene Ontology annotation, cellular component: cytosol; endocytic vesicle. The record is from RefSeq and is a predicted model, not a curated record. NCBI's taxonomy places the organism in Eukaryota, Metazoa, Chordata, Mammalia, Rodentia, Sciuridae. Bases 1862 to 3766 code for a protein of 634 amino acids. Gene Ontology annotation, biological process: vesicle-mediated transport. Gene Ontology annotation, molecular function: guanyl-nucleotide exchange factor activity; small GTPase binding.
CAUCAGGAAUGAAGGCCGGAGCCGCUCGACGUCAAAAUCUGAGUACCGAACACCUAGCAGCCUAGGGGGUCGCCGUCCCGCCGAAGGUCACCGCCACGCCGGCCGACAGCUGGCCGGGAGCGUUCUGUGAACCCGGACGCCCUCUGCGCUUGGGACCGCCGCGCCAGCGGGGCGAAGUGGCCAGCGACCCCGGCCCGCAGCGCCCAAGCGGCCCGACCCACCUGCCUCAUCCGCUCCGUCUUCGCCCGCGUCCGCGCAGGCCCGCGCCGGGGCCCAGCCGAGCUGCGCCGCCGCCAAGGCCGCCGCCCUGUCAACGCCUGGCGCGCCGCCGCGCGGGGGUCGGCCCCGGGCCCGGCCGCCGCAGCUGCCGCCCGAGCCCCCGCGCGGCCGCGCCGGCCCCGGAGACAGGAAGCGGCCGAGCCGGUCCCGCUUCAUGGCGGCGGCCGCCACUACAGCCCCGCCGAGUGACUCGGGACGCCUCGGGGGGACUCGGCUGCGCUCGACUCUGCUCGCUCAGGGCCGCUCGUCCCCCUCGGGCCCGCUCGGCUCCGCUCGACCCCUCUCGGGCCCGCUCGGCUCCGCUCGGGCACUCUCGACUCGCCGGGCCUGCUCCCUCGGCCCCGCUCGGCCCCACGCUGCGAAGGUCCGCUCGGUCCCGCGCGGUUCCGCUCCGCCCCACUCGCCGGCGCGCUUAGUUCGGCUUGACCCAGCCGUUCAGCGUCUCCGGACCCGACACCGGCGAGGCAGGGAACGCGUCCUGUCCGGCCGAGGACCACACUGCCCGCCGCUGCCACCGCGGGUCUGGCCUCGGGAGGACAAGAGUCGCUUGGAACUCGUGACAAACCCGGGGGAAGCGCGCCGGCCCUCCUGCCUUAGCGCGGGCGGCCGAGAGGCCGAGCGGCCGCAGACGCAGAGGUGCGGGUUGCUGCUCUUAAAGGCUCUCGGCAGCCACGCGAGGAGGCUCUCUCCACCAAUCUCCUGGUCUGGAUGGGGAGAGGGCCCGCCCCGGACCGCUGACAGGACCCGCCCCCGCGCCCGGCUCCCUCCACCUGAGGGGCCGAGGCCUGCUCAGUGGGGCGGGGGCGGGCAGCCGGAAGUGAGCCGCGCCCCUUCCGGCAGUACGCAACUCCGGUGGCUCCCGCGGCCGCGCGUAUUGGGUUCCGGCCGGCGGCCUCUCGCCCGGCCCCUCGGCCGCCGCCGCCGCCGCCACCGCCGCCUCCUCCCCUGCCCGGUGCUAUGGCCGCUGCGGCCGGGGACAGCGCGGCGAGGCCGCUACAGAGUGCCAUGAAACUGGCCAACGGGGCCAUCGAGCUGGACGCUGGCAACCGGCCCCGGACAAUCCGGGACGAACCCCGAGCAGGCCGCCUGCCGGCUCGCGGGCGACGCGGAGGUCGUUUGGAAGGAAAUGCAGGCAGGGAGGGGUGUGACUUGACCUGAGAAGGGUUGCCACCCAGAGGACGGCGACCAGGACAUAUUUUUCUUAAGCAAGUGAAUGGUGGUUGUGCUGCACAGGAAGGAAACUUGUUGCACAGAGUGAAAAAUGGCAUCAGCUGCUGAAGCUGCUUCCCACGGCCACUGAAUGAAUCAGUUCUUUCCUGUGCUGGAGAGAAAGGCAGUGAGAGGGAGCUUGAUGCCCAGGUGGUCCCGGCUCUCACUGCCCAGUGCAGACGUUGUAGAACGAAGCCCUCCGGCAUCAUUCUCAGGCAUCUUUUCCUUCAAGUCUGGACAGUAGGGAUACUGUCUGCCCCAGGAGGCAUACACAGAAUACCUGAGGAGCAUCCACUACAUCUCGCAGGCUUUACUGGAAGAAGCUGAAACAAAUCAAGAAGCCAGUGAGACUGUACCCCCUGACACCUCAAAGAUGCUGAAGCUAGCUGGGCAGUGUCUGGAGCGGGCACAGUCAACAGCUGCCAAGCUCGGAAAAAUGCACCUGAAGCCGGCCAUGCCCGUGGCUGCCCCAGUCCCCUCACCUGCCAGUCGACACCGCCGGGUGUGUUCAGAUGAAGGAGGGAAGCUUUCUCCUUUUCUGCCACCUGAGAUCUUCCAGAAACUCCAGGUGGUAGACUCACAAAGCUCUAAGAAAGAGCUGACACCCCUGGAGGAAGCUUCCCUGCAGAACCAGAAGCUGAAGGCUACUUACGAGGCCAGGAUGGCCCGUCUGGACCCCAGCCAGGCCAUGCAGAAGACGUCAUUGACUCUGUCUCUACAGCGGCAGAUGAUGGAGAAUCUGGUGAUCGCCAAAGCCCGGGAGGAGACACUCCAGCGGAAGAUGGAGGAGCGCCGCCUGCGGCUUCAGGAGGCUGCCAACAGGAGGUUCUGCAGUCAGGUUGCCCUGACCCCAGAGGAGCGGGAACAGCGGGCUCUCUAUGCAGCCAUCCUCGAGUACGAGCAAGACCACGACUGGCCAAAGCACUGGAAGACCAAACUCAAGAGGAAUCCAGGGGACCUAUCUCUGGUGACCAACCUGGUCUCCCACCUGCUCAGCCUUCCUGACCACCCCAUCUCGCAGCUCCUCAAGAAGCUCCAGUGUGCGGUGUACAGUGCCCUCUACCCCGUUGUGAGCCAGGGCGCCCUCAGCACUGCGUCUGCCCCAGGUGCCGAUGUGCUGCUGGCCCCUGGGAGCCGGCGGCUUCGGUCCUCCCAGAGCCUCUACUGCAUGCUCUCCCCUCCAGAGUCCAGCGUGGCUCCAAGGCCCCAGGAUGGACCCCCUGCCAUGCUCACCAUGCCCCCACUCAACCCCAGGCCCCUGGACAGAGGGGCAGACAGCAGCCCAGCUGGGCCUCGCUCACCCCUGACGGAUGCCUCAGCCUGCCUGCCAGACAAGGACAGCUCCUUCGAGGACCUGGAGCAGUUUCUGGCUAUGUCUGAGAGGUGGGGCUGGGGUCCUGGGGGACAGCCCGAGCCACAGACCCCAGGAGCGAAGAGGGAGUCCUUGCUGGAGUGCCUGAAGAGCACAGUGAGGGACAUACACAAUGCCGUCGACCCCUUAGCUACACUGGAGCAGCAUAGGAUGCCAGCCCCAGGGAGGAGGUGCAGGAAGGGCUCUGGCCUCAGACUCCCUGCUGCCCCAGGCUGCACCCACCCAGCAUGGCAGGGGUGGGCACGGGGAAUUAAAGACAGGCUGCUGUCGCUGACCCUUCUGGCCUUCGAGAGCCUGAACACAGCCACCUGCAAGGACCGCUGCCUGGCGUGCAUUGAGGAGCCCUUCUUCUCCCCACUGUGGCCCCUGCUGCUGGCCCUCUACAGGAGUGUGCACUGCACCCAGGAAGCUGCCCUGAGGAGGAGCAUGGAGCUCUACAGGAAUGCACCUCCCACAGCCCUCGGCAUCCCCGCCAAGCUCCUCCCCCAGCACCCUGAGGCCCAGGGGGCCACCACCUACCCCUACAGCACCGCAGUCCAGGAGCUGGGACUGCUGGUCCUCGAGAGCUGCCCCCAGAAGAAGCUGGAGUGCAUUGGCAUCUGUGCCACAGUGCGGACCCUGCGGGCCAUCUGCGUCUGUGCAGAGGAGUACUGCCAUGCCCAGGAAGCCACGCACCAGGCCAGCUCCCAACCCCCGGCCGCUGCCAUUGGUGCUGAUGACCUGCUGCCCAUUCUGUCCUUCGUGGUGCUGAGGAGUGGGCUUCCCCAGCUGGUGUCUGAGUGUGCUGCCCUGGAGGAAUUCACCCAUGAGGGCUACCUGAUUGGAGAGGAGGGCUACUGCCUGACAUCACUGCAGAGCGCCCUGAGUUACGUGGAACUGCUGCCCCGGGGGGCCCUGGGCAAGUAGUGGAGGCCAGGCCCCAGGGACCCGAAGCCACAGGACCACUGAAGACAGCCUGUGGCCUCCAUGCUGCCUUGCACACCUGGCCCUGGGGUGGGGAAUGGGCCAGAUGUGCAGAGGUCUCCUGCUCUUCCCCUUUCUAACAUCUGCCCCAGAGGCGCUAGGCAGCUGCUUCUCCCAACAGAAUCAGCCUCUGAGCCGGCCCUGCUCUGUUCUCCGCUGGCCUCAGACCCAGUAAAGGGAAACUGGAGCUAUUACUUUCCUGGGGCCUGCACACCCCUGGCAAGGCCUCCAGCAUUGUGCAACUGGCAGGCUCAACCCACCUCCCAACACUAAAGUGGCCCUUACAAGGCAGGGAGGCAGGAGCCUGGCCAGAGCAGCAGUCCCCCUCCCCCAGAACAGUUAAAGCACUUCUGAGCCAGUUUCUUGCCAGAGCCUGCCAGUCCCCACCCCAGUAGCUUGGGCAUGGUGGUAUGGGACUGUGAUUGAUUGGACAGCAGCUGCCCUGCUCACUUGUGUUGGUCUGGGUUUUCCUGUCCUGAGUUUGGGGCUCUGACACUUCCCUGCCCCUGGCUCACUUUGGUAGUGGGUGAUGAAUAUUCCAGGGCCCCUGUCCAGCUCCCACCUCUGUAUAGCUUCUCCCUGGCCAGUGUGAGCCCAAGGGUCACCUGACUGCCACACGCCCUGUGUGGCCACCAACCUGGCCUAAAAUAAAGAGUCGCUGCUGUCUGAC